UGUCCCCGUUGGCAGCGGUGACCUUUCCCGUUGCGUUGUCAGUCCCUGGUGCAUACCGCGCAUAUCGAUCGAUUGCUGUGUGUGUGUGUGAGUCUGUGUUCGGACGAGUUUGUUUAUCAACACGGAACGCAUACACGCACACCGUCAACGCUCCUUCCCGGCAUUUGAUCGAAGGGUGCUGUGUGCUGUGUUAUAUCACGCGAAGUAACGCUGCUGGUUGCUCUGUUUUCGGUGAAAGUUUCCCCCACAUCGUGUCGGUAGUCACCUGGUGGUUGUGGCUGUGUCGUGCACCACACACAGAUGGUUGGAAUUAUUAGUUCCGGUGUGUGCCGCGUGUCCGUCACCGCCACGACACUUCUGUUUCGGGAGUUUGUGCGAAAGGCGAAAGUACGCGGCACGGCGCUGAACUUUUCGCUAGCUUCGGCGGCUACAGUUGGAGGUGGUGGCGGCAUUCGACGAAAGCUGGAACGAGUGGCCGGCAGUGCGGGGUUGAUUAUGGGCUCUAGCGGCAGUGUCCUUCCGAGGAGUUUGGUUUUGAACUCGAAACGAGACAAAUCAUCCACUGGAGAAACGGACCAGCAUCAAACGCCACUGACCAUGGAGAAGAAAGAGGAACUGGUGGCAAAGCUCACACCACUGCAGUAUCACGUCACGCAGGAAGCCGGCACGGAGCGACCCUUCACCGGAAAGUAUAACAAAUUCUACGAAAAGGGCACCUACAUCUGUGUCGUGUGCAGCCAGGAACUGUUCAGCUCGGAAACGAAGUACGAUUCCGGUUGCGGUUGGCCAGCAUUCAACGACGUGCUCGACCAGGGCAAGGUGACACUGCACAAAGAUCCCAGCAUUCCCGGGGGUAAUAUCCUAUUGUUGAUCACACAACCAGGCCGCGUGCGGACGGAGGUACGAUGCUCGAAAUGUGCUGCACACAUGGGACACGUGUUUGAAGAUGGGCCACCACCGACCCGGAAGCGUUACUGCAUCAACUCGGCGUCGAUCGAGUUUAUGCCCGCCGGAUCCGAGCGCAAGGACGUUUGCAAAACCGGUUAUGAACCUACCUUCUUUCUAGCCACUUUGGAUUCAAACAACGGAUUUCGCUUCAUAGCGUCGGCUGCCAUUGUGAUCGAAUGUCAAGCCGUUCCCUCGAGCCAAGAUCCGGAUGGGCUGAGUUUGUUCCGCAACGGCAAGGUGCUGAAGAUUGUGCUGAAGAACUUCAUGUGCCAUCGGCAUAUGGUGGUGGAGUUUAACAAGCGCGCCAAUUUGCUGGUGGGCAAGAAUGGAAGCGGCAAGAGCGCUAUCCUGGCGGCCAUGACGAUCGGGCUCGGUUGCAACGCGGGUCAAACGAAUCGGUGCAGCAGCUUGAAGGAUUUGAUCAAGCACGGCGAAACGCAGGCCGUGAUCGAGAUACAUCUGGAGAACACUGCCUUCAAUGCGUACGACCCGGAGCGCUACGGCGGGCGCAUCAUAUGCGAGCGCACACUGAACGCGUCCGGGGGCGGAUCGUACAAGCUGAAGAACGAGCACGGCCAGACCGUGUCGACGAGCCGGGCGGAGCUGCAGAAGAUACUGCUCGCGUUCAACAUCCAGGUGGACAAUCCGAUCUGCGUGCUGAACCAAGAUUUGGCCCGCUCGCUGCUGAAGGAUUCGGACGAAAGCAAACAGUACACGUUCUUCUCGAAGGCGACCCAGAUCGACACCAUCAAGCAGAAGCUGAACGAGUGUGCCGUGAUCGCCAAGAAGGCGCGCGACGUGCUGGUGGUGAAGGAGAAAAGCCUUGAGUACCUGUCGAACGAGAUCGUGGUGCUGGAGGAAAAGCAAUCCAACCUCGAAUCGGCGGGACGGAUGGGCGAACUGUUGAGCGAGCUGCAGGCAAAGCUGGCCUGGCGCAACGUGAUCGACCAGGAGGAACAGUUGGCGGCAGUGGAUGACGAGCUGAAAAAGCUCCGGACGUCGAUCGAAGAGCAGGAGCAUCGGAUACGCAACCGGGAGGCGUUGGUCGCGAAAACGGACAGUACAAUUGACACGUACCGGGCCGAUAUCGAGAGCAAAAAGCAGGAAUACGUUGCACUGAAGGAGGCGUACGGGACGGUCCGACGAACUUUACAGGACGUACAGGCGAAACAGGCCGCCAUCGAGCGUGGUAUGCGCAAUGCAUCCGAACGUGUGACCCGGAUCCAGAAGGAUGCCCGGCAGAUCGAGCAGGAUCUGCAGGAACGAAACAGAGACGGACUGAGCCAGGUCGAGCAGAGGAAGCAAGCGGUGGAGACAGAAAAGGCGCAGCUCAAGGAACGCAACGACGAGCUGGCGUCGAUGAUUGCCAGCGCGCAGCGUGAGGUGGACCUGAUGUACAACACGAUGGCACACGUGAAGGACGCCCGGGAGGAGAAGCACCACGAGCGGUGCGCCAAGCAGAGCGAGACGACGCGCAUCGAGAAGCAGCUGGAGCAGUUCGAGUCGGCUCCCCGCAGUAAGCUGGCGGUGUACGGUACGAACAUGCCGGCCCUGGUCGCCCGCAUUCGCCAGCUGCACCAGCAGGGCAAGUUUUCCGAGAUGCCGCGCGGUCCGCUCGGGCAGUACAUCGAGGUGCGGAACAAAAAGUGGAGCGGCAUCGUGGAAACCGCCCUCGGCGGCUGCCUGUCCGCGUUCUUCGUCUCGACGCAGGAAGACUGGCGCACGCUGGACGCGUUGCUCAAGCGCGAGUUUCCCGAUCUGCAGAACCGCACCAUCUUUACGGGCCGGUUCGUGAAGGAGCUGUACGAUGUGCGCAGUGGCUGCGUGCAGGAGCAGGACGGCACCCAUCUGCUGAUGAAUCUGAUCAAGGUGAAUGAUCCGGUCGUGAUGAAUCGGCUGAUCGAUAGUGCCGCCAUUGACACGAUCCUCGUCACCGAGCACCAGAGCGUCGCGAUACAGCUGACGAGCGAGAUCGAGAACGUGCCGCAAAACCUGAGCAAGGUGAUCGUGGCCGAACCGUGCGCGGAGUUCUUCCCGCAGCCCAAGUACCGCUCGUACGGGCUGCAGCAGAAGCCGCCCCGCUACCUGCAGGUCAGCAUGGACGAGCUGAAGCGCCACACGCAGCAGCGCCGGGAGCAGCUGCAGCGCGAGCUGAACGAGCUGAACAGUGCGUACGCCAAGGAGGACGAACGGCUGCAGGAGAUGACGCGCAAGCUGCACCAGCGGCAGCAGCACAUGAAGAAGCUGCAGCAGGAGCUGCUGACGAACGAGCAGCAGCUGCAGCAGCUGGCCGGCGUCGUGUUCGAGGGCGAAACGGAGGAAACGACGCUGCGGGAGGAGUUGGAGCAUUCGCGCACGAUCCUUGCCAAGCUGCAGAAAGGCAUCGAGGAGGAGCAGGCCAAGCUGGACCAAGUGCGCCGAACGGUGCAGCAGGAGGAGCAGACCGCGCAGGCCAAAAAGGAUGCGAUGGGUGCGGUGGAGGCGGAGAUAGCCCGCAUCCAGGCCAGCAUCGAUAAGGAGCAGCAGGCGCGCCACGAUCUGCAAACGAACCACAAGGUGAAGCAGCAAGCACUGAAGCGAUCGACGGAAAGUAUGGAGGAGCGCAAGCGGACACGCGUUGCGCUGAGUGCGGCACUGGAGCAGGCACGCCAGGAAGCUAGCGAGAAGGGUGAGCGACCCGACGAGAGCGAACAGAUUCCAUCCGUGGAGCAGCUGAAGGGGAAAAUUCAUACCACCGAAAAGCGAAUCAGACUGGUUAGUGCAACGCAGGACAAGCUGGAGGAUGUGGUGGAGGAGCUGGAAGGUAAGAAUCGCGAACGGGACGAGCUGGUCCGCUACUCGACGGCACUGCGCGACCUAACCCAGAUGAUGAGAGACAUCCGCAAAUCACGCUUCAGCCACCUGCACAAGCUGACCACACACAUGGCGCUUCGGGUGAAGCAUAAAUUCACGAACAUCAUGCAAAUCCGGAACUAUCUCGGGAAGCUGCGGGUGAACCAGGAGGAAUGCAGGCUGUCCCUUUCGGUGGUGCCGCGCGAUGCUAACGUGCAGAAUGCCGUUUCGACCACCAAAUCCCUGUCCGGCGGUGAGCGUUCGUACGCCACCGUGGCCUUCCUGAUUGCGCUCUGGUCCUGCGUGAGCACACCGUUCUUCUUCUUGGACGAGUACGACGUGUUUACUGACCAGGUGAACCGGCACACCAUCACGCGGCUGCUGCUGAACGAAGCGAUGAAGAAACCGGACCGUCAGUUCUGCUUUCUAACACCGCAGGACAUGAGCGAAGUGCAGGCCACGGCUGAGUUAACAAUCCAUCGCAUGGAAGAUCCGGAACGAUGUUAAAUGUGGUUCUAGCGGGAUGAGAAUCGAUCGAACAGUUAUCGAACAUUCCUCCGCUUUAUGCGAAGGGUUGGAAAGGAAUAAUGAUAGCUUUAAACACGUUGUUAAAAGUUUUGCAGAAAGGGACCGUUGAAGCAAUUAUGCGAACGAAAAUUAUCAUCCAUAAACAACGUGCCCAAAACGCACAAUAUCGAUCGCAAAGUGUGCAAAGUGAGUUAAAAUGUGCCUGCAGCAGUCAUGCUUAAUUUGCAUCUUUGAAUAAUUGAGUUACCUAGUGAACGGGUUAGUACAACGCAGUAGGCGGCAUGUUUCUUGUUCGAUGAUCUGAAUGUUAGCUUGCAUCAAUCGUAGCAGGCCCCACGGCAAAGGACAGUUAGCAAGGACAUGUUGGAAGGAACGGGAGUAACGUUUUUGGCUUGGGAAAAAGUAUUCAAAGUUUAUGUUAUGUAUAUUCGCUUGAGUGGUACAUGAAACCAGUGCCCAUCCGGAAGAUAUUCGAAGAUGUCAGUUGUUUAAAACAAUAAACCGUUAGUACGUAGCGGAA
Messenger RNA from Anopheles coluzzii, 4828 nucleotides. RefSeq names its product methionine-R-sulfoxide reductase B1 (gene SelR). Gene Ontology annotation, molecular function: single-stranded DNA binding; peptide-methionine (R)-S-oxide reductase activity; damaged DNA binding. The record is from RefSeq and is a predicted model, not a curated record. Gene Ontology annotation, cellular component: nucleus; site of double-strand break; cytoplasm. The transcript is spliced from 9 exons. The coding region runs from base 301 to 4287 and encodes 1328 amino acids. Gene Ontology annotation, biological process: protein repair; response to oxidative stress; double-strand break repair via homologous recombination. Lineage: Eukaryota; Metazoa; Arthropoda; Insecta; Diptera; Culicidae.